GCCUAGCUUUAGCCACGUUUUCUGUCACUCUGACUAUAAUGACAUUGCAGAGGAUCUUGGUAUUAUUGUCCUUUGAGGAUUAGAGAUCACAGUGUCAGCCAGCAUAUCCAUCUCUUUUACUCAAUUAUUGCCUCACCUAAUUUCGAUUUUGCCUCUGUUCAAUGUUUCCCUUCCAACAAAUUAUUGAAUUUUAGCAGCAGAUCCCUUGUAAUCCCCACCAAGAUAUUGUCCAAAACGAUCAAUUCUCGGGUGGAGCUUCUAACAACCUUACCAAGUUAAUGGGGGAUGGCCAGCCUCAGCCUCCUGCAAUAUUAGCAAAUUCAAACACUAAAAAUGAUGUUGGUUUUUCUUGCGAUGACAAGAAGAUCAUUCGCAAGGAGAUUGAACGGCAGAGAAGGCAACAAAUGUCUACUCUUUGUGCAUCGCUGCGAUCCCUCCUCCCUCUUGAAUCACUCAAGGGAAAGCGUGCAAUAUCUGAUCACAUAAAUGAGGCUGCAAAAUAUAUAAAAGACCUUCAGAAUAACGUCCAAGAAUUGAGUGUUACGAGAGAUAAGCUCAAGCAUCUGUUGAAUUCGACUUCUCUUGAUGACCAAGGGAAUGAAAUUAGUUCACUCGAUAAUUUGAUGAACAAUACUGUUACUGUCCUGUCUCGUGUGAGUGGAGUGGAGAUUGUUGUAAGUUCUGAGUCCGGAGAAGGCAAUUUUCUUCUAUCAAGAGUGCUGGAAGCUGUUAUAGAAGAAGGAUUUGAAGUUGUUAGCUGCAUUUCCACCAAAAGAGAUGGAAGGUUAUAUAACACUAUGCAGUGCCAGACUAGCCAUCUCACUUGCAUUGAUGUAGCUGCACUGCAACAGAAACUGAAUGAUGUGAUAUUGUCAUCGAGAUUCAUUUCUCGUUCAUGAGUAUUUAUAUCUGCACGCCUCAAGAGCUAUGAUGAACGCUAGAAUUGGUUAUAUAUGUAUAUAUAUGAACAUGCAGUUGCAAACUGUUUGAUGAUGUCCUUCUGAGAUAUUCUUUUUGUAGAGUGUGAACUAAAAAGAAUCUGAUGUUGAUUUCUAUCGUUAACCAUAUCUUCGUGAUAUUCCUUAAGUAGUUUGCCUAUUUUUGAUUAAAAAAAAAUAAUCUAUAUGACAUGAAAUCCAGGGGAUUGAUGGGAAUCACUGAGGAAAGGAAGAAGGCCACUCAGGUAAUUUUAUUAAUAAUUACUGCAAUGCUGAUGAUGAGAAUUACGAAGAUAGUAUUUCUAAAUACUACUUCAGUCUUCAUUUGGACAUGUGUUGAUUAUGUGCUAGCUAUUUUUAGUUUAUUUUUAUGAUAAAUUUAACAUAUUCUAACUAGUAAGAGAAUUUGUGAAAUAGUUGAAAAAUGAAGUUCUAAAUUCCUUUUGUUGAAAGCAUGCAUUUAUAGAAGUUGAUAUAUAAUUAUAAAUAUGUAAAAUCAAUAAUAGCUAUUUACUAUAUUUUAAUAAAUUUAAUUAAGACAAAUAUAUAAUUACAUCAUCUUGCAUAAGUACAGUAACUUUGAAGCAUACAUCAUUCAUACACAUAACUGCUAAGCAACUCAUUCUUAUCUAACUAUCAUACUCGCUUAUUCAGUAUUCUUGACUACAUAGUGAUUUUUUCAUACUUUUGUGUUGAAGCAUAAACGAUAGAUUGAGUGUUAUUGUAGCAAGGCAAUGUUAGCAGUUAUUACUGCAGGUUUUGAUCACAUGUUCUAGUUCAGGUUGUUAUACUUUUGUGUUUUAUUGCCUCUUCUUUUUGUAGUGAUUUUGUUUUUUUUCCAGAUUUUGUUAUUUAACAUGACUUAUUUUAGAUUGGAUGUAUUGAGUAGGUCUGCUGAUCGAGCUUAGUUACAGGAUUCAUCAUGUUGAGGAUUUUCAUGAAUAUUUUGAUAAAAUUAUCACACUUAUAUAUUUAUAAAGUUGGUGGCUAUAAAUUUUCUUGGAGCUGUAUUGCCCUUUGCAUCUGUUAAAAUGAUGCAGCACAAAAUCUGAUUUUGAUUUCUUUAUCUUUUUUUUUUUUGUGGCACCCUAUUUCUUGGUUUGUUUAUCUUGAACUCAUAGCAGUCUUUAUGGCUUUUAUUCUCUUGGGUAGGUUUUGUUUGCAUUUUUCUAGGUUUUUUGUUUCACUUAGUGCAUGAUCUGACGUACGCUUGUUGUAGCUAGUUAGGCAUGUUGUGGAAGUUGGCAAUAGAGCAGCAAGAAUUUUGUAGGCACAAUGCGCGCGAUAACACACAGAAUAUAUAGUACGUACCAGGAAGACUAUGAUUUUCAUGAUUGUCAUGUCUCCAUCCAGAGCGAGUCGUAGACGAAUUAGGGUUGGAUCCAUGCAUAUAUAUGGUGAAACAGAGAACUGUUUCUCCUAGUGUACAGUACACAAGAAAAAUCCAACUCCUUCUUCUUCUUUUGCAUAUAUCCGAGUAGGAAUUGAUUAACAUAUUUGCUUAUAGGUCACCUGCGCUGUAUUCCUAUUAUUCUAUCUUUUUUAUUUUUUCAAAAUUUUGGAUUGUGGAGGGUAGAAUUCAAUUUGUUAAUUAAGUUCCAAUAAUAAAUUCC
Messenger RNA from Manihot esculenta (cassava), 2551 nucleotides. RefSeq names its product transcription factor bHLH126. The coding region runs from base 279 to 899 and encodes 206 amino acids. Gene Ontology annotation, biological process: regulation of transcription by RNA polymerase II. Gene Ontology annotation, cellular component: RNA polymerase II transcription regulator complex. Gene Ontology annotation, molecular function: protein dimerization activity; DNA-binding transcription factor activity, RNA polymerase II-specific; RNA polymerase II transcription regulatory region sequence-specific DNA binding. The transcript is spliced from 3 exons. NCBI's taxonomy places the organism in Eukaryota, Viridiplantae, Streptophyta, Magnoliopsida, Malpighiales, Euphorbiaceae. The record is from RefSeq and is a predicted model, not a curated record.